Nannospalax galili (Upper Galilee mountains blind mole rat) is the source of this 697-nucleotide messenger RNA. Its product is annotated as ankyrin repeat domain-containing protein 7-like. The record is from RefSeq and is a predicted model, not a curated record. Gene Ontology annotation, molecular function: protein binding. Lineage: Eukaryota; Metazoa; Chordata; Mammalia; Rodentia; Spalacidae. The transcript is spliced from 5 exons. The annotation marks the transcript as partial.
AUGCAGGACGUCAACUACGACGCCUAUAUUCGCAGUGGCUACUACGGGUAUAUUCGCAGUGGCAUCCCCCGUACCAGGUGGUAUACCCACUUGGAUGGGGCCUUCAGGGGCUAUGGGUGUUUGAAUAAUGACAGGCCGGAGUUUCCCAUACACCCCAUCGGCUAUGUUCCUGUGGGACACGUCCACAGGGCCAGAAGUGUAGGUGCUGGAACUACAGUGAAGCGCGUGGAUCUACCAGACGAGCCUGACAGGAUCACGCUGCAUUAUGCUUGUACCUACAACCACCCGGAUGUGGUGUGGCUCCUCAUCAAGAAAAAUUGGAACAUAAAUGCCCGUGAUGAUGAAGAGAGCACACCCCUAAUUAAGGCUGUACAGCGGGACCAUGAAGAAUGCGUGUCGAUUUUACUUAACCUCGGCGCUGAUCCACACGCCAUGAAUGUGUGUGGAAAAAACGCACUCCACUAUGCCGUGCUUAGGGGGAACAUCCAAAUGGCUGAAGAACUGCUGGCCUGCGGUGCUGAUAUUGAAGCCAGAACAAAGCGUGGAUUCACACCAUAUUUGCUCUGUCUUCUCGAAAAGAAAGAGGAGAUGGCAGAAUUCUUGAAAGCAAAGGGUGCAGAUGUGCAUGCUGAGGUUGAAUGGAAAAGUGAGACAACAGGUUUAAAGUCAAUCCUUAAGUCUGCACAGAUUGGCACAG